UAAAUUUGUACAUGAAUUAUGACUAAGUUAAUUCAGAGGGACAGUAACUAAAAUCAACCAAUCAGAUUGCUCCACUGCCAGUCCAAUAUCUAUCUAUCGGAUACUACCUUAUUCUCACUAAAUUUCCCCAGUAUUAAUUUGGCGAAAAGUCAAGUGCCAUAUUUUGUGAGUAUUAAAUUUUGCGAUUUUGAAAGGAUAUUAGAAUUGAACUGUAUUAAAUUUCGUGAAUUUUUUUUCUAUUCUUUAAAGGGAACCUCGGCUUAAAAAUAGUUUUGUUGUCAAAUAAUACUUCAUGCCUAUCUCUAACAAUUCCAGUGGUUUUGAAUCAACAUUUCAUUACAUGAUUCAAAUGCAAAGUGUUCAUUUUUGAUAAAAAAUGUCCUGCACACCGCCAUGUUUUCUUCCAAAAUGUUUCAUGGGAAUUAGUGACGUCACUGUGUGUCGAAGACUUCCAAUAUGGUGUCUGCUGAGGAAUUUUCAGUGACUCCAUAUUGAUUUGAACCAGAGUACGAAGAGGGAGAAAAAAGCAGCAGUGAUCCAAGUUCAGACAAAAAUUCAGGUGGCAGCAACGAGGAAGGUUGCUGACGUCUAUUGAGCCUGGAGUGGUGCAAAUGUUCGAACUGUGCCACAACAACAUUGAGCCAACCCAGAGAAUGUUUGUGUUGUCAAGAGGUUGCUGAAACAUCAGCACUAGCUGACUUUAACAGCGAACCAAUUACCUGUAUUACACAACAAGAUGAUUUUAGGGUAGUUUGGUUAAAUGCAGCAGUGCUUAAGACAACCCUUAUCCGCAUAAAAUAUUUGAUGCAAGGCAUGGAUUUGUCUGCUACUGAAGUUCCAAGUGAGUACGUAUAUAUUUAAUUUAAGCUCCCAUGUGAUUCAUUAAAAAUAUGUCCAUAUAAAAAAUUAUUCUUAUGAAGUGUACCAGUUGUUAUUUAUAAUCCGGGCUACUAUGUCAUGUUUCACUUUUAUAGUAACCAUAUUUAGUGAUUUUGCGGUGCUCACUUCCUCAGUUUUGUCAAUAACAUCACUUAGCAUUUCCUGCAGCACAGGCUCAGCAUCAUGUCACCCAGUAACCUUGCUCCAUGCAAUUUUAUAUCUUAGCUACCCUUUCCUCUGGCCACUUUGGAUUGUUGCCUGAAACAUCACAAAGCAUAGCUGUGAUCCCAGGGCUGUGUUACCUAAUAUGUGCAUGCUUCAUUUCGGACCUACCCAAUAGGUGUUUGGUCAAAUCAUGGGCCACAAAAAUUCCAUUUUUUAUUUUGUAUUGACUUGUGGAAUAAAGUUCACUAUAAAGUGCCUAUACAGCCAACAGGGUUUUUGUAGUUUUGGUAUCUCUAUAAUGUGUAGAAAGGUAUUCUAAGAAAAGAAACUGGAUUCCGACAUGUUAAUGCCCUAAAAUCUAGCUUUAAAGUUCCCGCUUCAACCAAACCCAGUGAAGUUGACCGUGAGUCAGUGCAAAAAAAGAGUCUGGGUUUCGGAAUGGGUUGUGACGUCAAGUCAGGACUUGCCAAAUCCUGCUAGUUCAGGUAACUUGUUUCAGUAGUGGUGAGGAGUUUUCAUCGACAAAAAACAAACUGAAGUUGGUGAAACAAUGGGGUUGUCAGGCAAGCAAAAUAAAAGCAUGAAGCUUUGAAACCUUCCUGAAGUGACAUCAUUCGUCACCAAUCUUUCAUUACGCAGUCAACUUCAUUGGGUGUGCUGAAGCGGGAAAUUUAAAGCUUGAUUUCAUGGCAAAAAAAAGCAUCUGAAUUCAUUUUUUUGGUUUGAAGGCAUUUUUAGAUGUUAUAGAGAUACCAAAACCACAAAAACCCUGUAGGCGGUAUGGACACUUUAAGUGCUGAAUUGUCAAGUGAAUAUUGCAUUGCUACCCUGAGUACCAAGGGAAUGGGUGUGUUUUCAAAAAGUAGAUAAGAACAUUAUAGUUAACAAUAGGGGUACAUACAUGUACUCUCUAAUUUGGGAAACAACUGGAUUAACUACAGGUCAAAUUACAUGACAUUGAGAGAGCACUUGUGUGAUUUUUAGGAUAAAUUUUUAACAAUUGUACAGUACAUGCUAUUGUCUUACCUGUUGUCAUGUCACAUUGUGAUUAUGAUCAAGAGCAGUGAGCUUUGUUGCUUCCUCCAUCACCUUGUGGGAAUAGUGUGUAUGCUUAGGUAAGUGUGUAAGGUAAAGGGAGUGGUAUGCCUGUAGUGCUAUGGUGCAUACACAGUCAGUAAGAUGAGGAAGAGUCUUGAGCAACCUUGUGUCGAGCUAUUUUUAACAAUUCAUUGUGUGGUGGAGAACCUGGAGUGAGCCACUUUUUUCGUCGCCCGCUUUCAAUGAGAGCAUUAUGCUGGCAUUUUUUUGAACACUCUGUUGGUUGGAAAAUCAUGUCCAUUUACUACAUGGUUUGUUAUUGACAACCACUUCUCCUUCAGGAUUUCUGCAUUUCCCUGGCAAGUCUUAAUACUCCACCAAAAGUGAUUUGUGAUUGAGGGAACCCAUUGGCUCAACUUUCCACAGCCCUUCUUUUUUGAGGAUGCCGACAGUUUUUUUUCUGGACAUUCUUGCAGGCAUUCCAUCAUCAAUAUGGUGUUUCUUAUCUUUUUGUUCCUCUCUCAUAUAUUUCUUAAUUUGGGGAUGAGAGUCAGUUGAAACCCCUGCCACAGUCACUCCUGCCUCCUCAAUGCUUUUAAGUGUUUCUGUAAAACCUUUCUUUUCCAAAGCAUUGAGUUUUUUACUUCACAAACUGACACAACCGUGAAGUCUACAACCUUGUCACUUUGAACAUCCAACAUUGUGUGAGUCCCAUAUGUAGCACUGUGGCCUGGGGAAUUACAGCGGCUAUCUCCAGCUAGUUUCACUGGCUUCCCCUGUCUUUUAGAGUGUUAAUUAGAUUGUUUUGUUCUUUCUUCCAGCAAGCAUCAAUAACAGGGAAGACAUAUUUCCUCUUAAGGCAUAGUAGCAAUCUUUUCCAGUGGAUUUCAAAUUAAUGACAGAAGCAAACUGCUGAAAUUUUGAAACGUGUAUGCCACUGAAAAAUCUCCAGGAAUACAAGGUUGUGUUUACCAGCUGUGUCAGUUUGUUUCUUAGACUCGUUGUUACAGCCAUAUGCACAACAAUGUGGCAUUUCAAGUCUUCGCAAUACUGGUUUGGUAGUGUAUUUUUAUGGGAUAGUGGAUCUUCAGUGGGUAGUAUUGAUGGCCAUAAUAAAAGUAUAAAUGCAGUGGACUACAAGCCCACUCGACCAUUCCGCAUCUGCACUGCCAGUGAAGAUAAAGAAGUUGGCUUCUUUGAAGGACCACCUUUCAAGUUUCAUCAUUUUUCCAAGGGCCAUACCAACUUUGUGAAUUGUGUGAAGUACUCCCCAGAUGGUGAACAUUUUGUGUCAGGUGGUGCAGAUGGACAGAUUUUCCUUUUCAAUGGUAAAACAGGAGAGGAAACCUGCUCUCUGGGUGGAGGGAAAGCUCACAAGGGUGGCAUCUAUGGAUUAUCGUGGAGUCCAGACAACAAGUUUCUCCUCAGUGCAUCAGCAGACAAGACUGCAAAAAUAUGGGAUAUAGCUGCCAACACUUGCUCCACGGAGUUUACCUUUGGAAAUGAGCUUGAGCAUCAGCAGCUUGGAUGCCUUUGGCAGGGUGAAUACCUCCUUACUAUCGCCCUGUCGGGAAAUGUCAACUAUUUGGAUGCCAACAAUCCUUCUUCCCCUAUCAGGAUUAUUAAGGGCCAUAAUAAGAACAUUUUGUCCCUUGCAUCUUCUAAAGAUGGCUCAACUCUGUACUCUGGAAGCUUUGAUAGUCGUAUUUGUCAGUGGAAAGUGCAAACUGGGAAUGCAGAGAUAUUCAAAGGUCAAGGCCACAAGAAUCAAGUAUCCGACAUGGUGCUGUGUGGAGACAGUCUGGUGACUUGCAGUAUGGACGACACUGUACGAUUUACAUCAGUGCAGACUCUGGAAUAUGGUUCUCAGAGUGUAGGUAUGGGAAGCCAGCCAAUGCAUAUUGACGGAAAAGAUGGUCUUACUGUAGUGGCUUGUUUAAAAGACAUUGCUGUGCUACGAGAUGGAAAUCCCAUGUUUUCACUUCCUGUGGAGUUUGAACCUCAGUGUACUGCUGUUCAUCCUGGGCAAACGGAUGUUGCAGUGGGAGGAAAGACGAACACAAUUCAUAUUUACACCGUGGACAACAACACGCUCGCGGAGAAAACAAGCGCGUCCCUGCCAGAGCGAGUGAACAUGGUGGGUGAUUUAGCAUACUCUCCUGAUGGUGCUUAUUUAGCUUCAGCGGAUGAUGACCGACGAGUCACUGUCUUUACCUCGACUGAUUAUAAGCGCAAAGUGGAGUUAACCGGACCUUAUGGCCGUGUAACUUGUUUGGCCUGGACACCAGACUCACAACAUCUUGCCUGUGGAGGACUGGACACUAACUUGUUCAUCUACAACAUGGAAGACCCAAGUAAAAAGAUCCAAAUAAGAAAUGCCCAUCCGCAGACCGUUAUUUCUCGGGUCACGUGGUUGGAUAAUAACACUUUGGUUAGCGCUGGUCACGACUGCUGCCUCCGUUUUUGGUCCAUAAAACAUAACUAGGUGUUAUUGCACCCUCCCCUCCCUUGCAUUUCUCAUGUCUUGUCUGUUAAUUAAGUCAGCGAUGGUUAUUGUGUGCUAAUUCCUAACAGUGAUCACGUGCCUUUUGUGUUGAACAAUCGGAGAAUACUCCGUUCAACCUUCAAAAAGUCAAGUCUCCGAAUCAAAGUCUGUCAUUUAUCUCCCCCCUCAAUCCUUGUCUUUGUUGUCCAAGAGCUCUUCAAUGCUUUGGACAAGGAUGUGAGCGAGAGGAGAGAAAAUCUUUGUGCUGUUAUAGUGUAAAAUGUAGAUAGUGAGCGCGGUACUUGUACUUGUAGUGUAUUUUGAUAACGGAUUAUUCACAGGAGUAACAUAAGGUCAUGCGUAAAGUCAUUUCUGUCCUCAUAUGACAUUGUUUUUUGUUUUUGUUUGUUUGUUUGUUUGUUUUUUGUUGAUGUUUUUUUCUAAUUGAGUUGAAGGGUACUCCACACUCACCGAAUCAAUUAAUUACAAGCACGAGAAGUCCUGUUAUGAAAAUCAAACAAUAGUCACCUGGGCAAUAUAACAGACAAACAGUGUUGCGCAAAGAAAAUAUCUUAGUAGUAUAUUUUCUAUCGGGAUUUUGUGAUGUCUUUUAAAGCUAGAUGUUCAAGAUUGCAUUUUGGAAUUAUUUCUAUCAACACUUACCAAAGUAAUUGCAUUUAAUAAAGAAUGUUAUGUAGGA
This is a messenger RNA of Orbicella faveolata, 5267 nucleotides long. Its product is annotated as WD repeat-containing protein 1-B-like. Gene Ontology annotation, biological process: actin filament depolymerization; locomotion. The record is from RefSeq and is a predicted model, not a curated record. NCBI's taxonomy places the organism in Eukaryota, Metazoa, Cnidaria, Anthozoa, Scleractinia, Merulinidae. Gene Ontology annotation, cellular component: cortical actin cytoskeleton. Gene Ontology annotation, molecular function: actin filament binding.